AUGAAAAUUAAAAAUAAAACAACAAAAUGUUUUACAAUAAUACCUCCUUCUUUAACAACUUCAACAACAAAAAAUAUAAAAUUAAGGAAUUAUAAUUUAAAUAAUAUUUAUAUUUUUUUAAUUAUAAUUUUAAUAAAUUUAAUAAUGAUUGAGCCAAUAAAAAGUAUGGAAAAUCAAAUUAAUUUAACACCAUUGGCAAGUAUGCCAGUUCAACCAUAUUAUAUAUUUCAACAAACUAUAAAUCAUUUAUCGUAUGAUACAAUUGGCACAUUUGAACAAAGAUUUAGUGUCAAUAAAAAGUUUGUACCGAUUAAUGGUAAACCCAAAGCUGUAUUUUUUUUAGUAAGUGGUGAAGGACCUUUGAGUUCAGAGAUUGUCAAUCAUAAUCCAUUCGUACAGAUUGCCAAUGAGACCCAAGCAUUAAUCGUUGCCUUAGAGUUACGUUACUAUGGUGAAAGUAUGCCAUUCCUAAAUAUGAAUAAUAGUAAUAUGGCCUACUUGACAACUGAUCAAAUAUUAGAAGAUUUGGCAACUUUUCAAGUAUUCUUUACAAACAAGUAUCAAUUGAAUGACAUAAAAUGGAUAAUAAUGGGUUGUUCAUAUGCGGGUACUAUCUCUGCUUGGUAUCGUUUAAAGUAUCCUCAUCUGGUGACUGCCGCCAUCGCUUCUUCGUCUCCAUUUCGUGCGGAAUUACGUUUCACAGAGUAUGAUGUCAAAGUUAGACAAAAUUUAGGUGCUCCGUGUAGUAAGGCCUUUAAAAACCUAUUCUCCUACAUCGAGCAUCUAAUGAUUAAAAAUAAUAGUUAUGUUAAAUCAAAAUUCACUUGUGAAAGACAAUUAGAUGAUCGUAUGUUCCUAUAUCUCUUAUCUGAAGCUUUAACCUAUUCUGUCCAAUAUGAUGCAAGAUUUAAAAUUAUAUCUGGUUUUUGUCCAAAAUUUGUAAAAUUAACCAAUAGUUCAGAAGCAUUAUUAGAUAUGUUUUCAUCCUAUGUAAAGAAUAUGUUUUUAUUUCAAAAUGUCUCAUGUGAUGCUUAUAAUUUAUACGAGUUUGCAAGUAAUGAAAUUGACUAUUCUGGUACACGUUCUUGGACAUGGCAAUUAUGUAGAGAGUAUGGUUGGUUUAUGGUACCAUCAGGACCAGACUCUUUUAAACCACAAUCAUUGGGUGAAUGUUGGUGGCAAAAUGAUGUUUGUAAAACAUUAUAUGGUAGAGCAAUGAGACCAACCGUUGAUCGUAUUAAUAUGGUCUAUGGUUCAACAAAUUUUAAAUAUAUAAGUAAUGUUUUAUUCACAAAUUGUGGUAAUGAUCCUUGGAGUACCCUUUCAAUUGAUCCAUCUGUUUCCUUACCAUUUUCACAACAAAUUCAUAUACCUGGUGAAUCUCAUUGUGCAAAUUGGUUAUCUGAACAACCAAGUGACUCAAUAGAGUUAAAGAAUGCAAGAGCAUUGGCAAAUUCAUUCCUAAGACAAUUUAUAAGACCAGAUUGUGAUGAAAAUGAUUGUAGUACAAAGAAUGGGUUAUGUAUUGCCAAAAAGUUAACUGAUUUACAAGCUACAUCCGUUUGUAUUUCAAAUGGGAAAAUUCAAAUUUCAAAUCAAUUAAAAAAUCAAUUAAAUAUAAUGAAAGAGAAUGGUACUACUAGCACAACAACAACAUCAAAUAAUGGUAAUCCUUCAACUACAAGUAAUUCAAAUAAUAAUAGUAUAAAUAACGAAAAUAAUUUAUCAUCACAUGCCGGUAAUAGUAUGGAUGUCGAUGAGGAUGACCAAAGAGAAGUUUGCUCCAGUAAUGGUUCAAUGUCUUCUUCUUCACCAUCUAAAAAUUCAUUAUAUUUUACAAAUACUCUUGCAUUAACAACUACUUUAUCAUUUAUUUCAAUAUUAUCGACUCUAAUUUUAAUUUUGUAA
This is a messenger RNA of Dictyostelium discoideum AX4, 1908 nucleotides long. RefSeq lists its product as hypothetical. Gene Ontology annotation, biological process: proteolysis. NCBI's taxonomy places the organism in Eukaryota, Evosea, Eumycetozoa, Dictyosteliales, Dictyosteliaceae. Gene Ontology annotation, molecular function: serine-type exopeptidase activity. The transcript is spliced from 3 exons. The record is from RefSeq and is a predicted model, not a curated record. Bases 1 to 1908 code for a protein of 635 amino acids.